AUGGCUGUUUACUCUCCAGAUUUAAUGGCAACUACAAACAAUGUGGAUAGUGUUAAAAGGCAGGAGAAGAUUGCAGCAAGUGGACUAGAGGUGCGGUUAUUUUAUGAAACUUUGUUGGCUGAAAAAGCCUGUACUUAUGCAUGCACAACUUUUACCAAGUCAGAGAUGUUGGAAUUGGAAGAAAACUCAAGCAGUGCCAGAGGAGAGCGAUUUCAAGUGCGCCAAAAUGUGUUGGAGAACAUUGCAGAAGAAACAUUCAGUACGGAAAGUAUUCUACAACGUUUUUUGAAAUGUGAGGCGAAAGGUAAUUUGUCGGGAGUGGAAGAUUAUGCUGACAAAGGAAAGCGAAAUGUUCUUACUUUUUUUACUAUUGUUGUUAUAGGAAUGAAUAUUGAUAUAUCCGAUCAGUAUGGUUGGACUACACUAAUGUGUGCAAGUUUUACAGGUCACUUGAACGUUAUCAAAUAUUUGUUAUCUUUAGGAGCGGAUGUUGGAAAAAAGAGCAAAUCUGGUGAGACGGCUGCUGAUUUCUCAUCAAAAUGCGGACAUUAUGAAUUAUAUCAUUAUAUUGUUUCAAAAGAUCACAAGAAGUUGAAGUUGCAAUUUUUUUGUUAUUCUUGUAUAUGUAUGAUCCGAAUAUUGCUUAGCUACAAUAUUUUCAGGAAUUCAUCUCUGCAGAAUAAUGGAACUUUGGAAAACGAUGUAAAGGCUACACGCUUUUGCAUAGCUUGUAAUUGUAAUUAUACAAGUGAUGCUCACGCAAAUAGUGUAGGGCAUCUUCUGGAAACGCAAAAGCCGGUGCUUCAAGCAGGUUAUGGAAUUCCGGUGUGGAAUAAAGGAUUGGGUCGUAAUUCAAAAUGCCGUCGUUAUCCACUGAAAGCAGCACCGAAAAAAAACAAAUUUGGUUUGGGUUAUAAUUCUGAUGCCUCGAAAUCUCAUGUAAAGUAUGUUCUUUGAUG
Messenger RNA from Thelazia callipaeda (thelaziosis nematode), 959 nucleotides. Lineage: Eukaryota; Metazoa; Nematoda; Chromadorea; Rhabditida; Thelaziidae. The record is from the annotation of a GenBank genome assembly.